CACACACGCGACGACAGCGAGCAUACAGCACCAGGGCCUUGCACCGAUCGUCACCAACGGAGCCAACGCACAAACCUUCUUUCUCUGUACCUGCACCUUACGCACGCAGUGCUGUGUGACAUAGCGCGCACGAGACACACACUGCGCAUAGCACAUACAUGCUUCCGAGCUCCACGCGUUCAGUCGCACAUACGACAAAUUCACCGACGGCUGGCUGGAUCUUUCACUCCGCACGACCGACGCAGCUUCUGGCUCAAUACCCACAUCUCGCGACGAGAGGCCAACUUGCGCCGCUAACCCAAGAUAGGGCUUGGCCAUCCGGCGGGAUCCAGCAGCCGCAUCGAGCGGCAGUAGCAGCAUCGGGGUUUUUCGCACGCAGCGAGGCCGUGCCAACGUGCGGACACAUACAUACAGCUGGUUAGCCUGUUGAUCCUGGCGAGGAAUAUCGCAUGGCAAAGGAUUGUAGUUCGGCCGCCGGGGAGUGCUUGCAAGCUGCAGUGUCCGGCACCACUGCUAUGCCGCGUUCGGGGUCGAGCAGCGUCAUGACCCCCGUCCAGCACGCCGUGAAGGAUGGUUCUGGUUGCGACGUAUGCGUACAGCAGAGGCAGCACUCAGAUGAGACCGGGUGGGAAAUACCCGCGACCAAGCAGGCACGUUGGCUGAUGAAGCGCGCGCUUGAGUUCGGUGGCGCGUUGAGCGGUGUUGGCGGCGGCGGCAGCGAUGACGAGCCCGGCGGGUGUUACUGCUGCCACACCCCCUGCGGCGGUCAUUCGCACCCGCUGCCGAUGGCGGAGGUGGUUUCCACCAGGGUUGUCGUGGCAGAAGGCGAACGGAACGGCUUGGAGGUGUGCGGCGUAUUCUCCCACCUCGAACAACAGCAGCAGCAGCAGCAGCCGUCCGCGGACGAGACGACCAAGAAGGAAAACUUGUCGGCGCUCGUGGCGGGGAUCGGAGGCGGCGACAGAUGCAGCGGCAACACCAGAAAGGACAGCAGCAGCGGCGGCGGCGGCGGCGGCGGCUGGGUGCUGCUGGCGGACGCGGUGGGCGCGCCCACGUACGCGGCGACGAUGAUGCCGGUCGGCGACAAGGGCCUGCCCCCCGAAGCCCGCCCCCCGUGGGAGCUGGCCGCGGCCUUCAAGCUCGUGGAGUGCGAGAGCGUUCUGCCCUCCCCCCGGGGCGAAGCAGCAGCAGGAGCAGCAGCAGCAGCCGCCGCCACCGCCGCCGCCGCCGCCGCCGUCGUCGCCGCUGCCGAAUCGUCCCCUCGAACCUCUGGCCGCAAGAGGAAGACAUCCCCUGGCCGCCGUGGGCGCCGUAGGAGUUCGGCCGGCCUGCCCCGCUGAGCGCACGAGAGACGGCGCUUGAGCUGGAGCAAGCGAGGGACGUGUCUGAUUGGUGGGGGCGUGGUUGGGAUGUGAUGUCGUCAAUGGGGGAUCUAUCUAUCACAGGUGGUACGUGUGUUUUUUUUUUUUGUGUUUGGCGAAAGGUCAUGAUGCGGUGGUGCAGAGUGUCACACCCUUUUGGUCCUCCCCAUCGCGACGCGAACUAAUUUUUCCUCCCACGUUGGUGGUGCAUUGCGUGAUCUGCGAGACGUUGUGCAAGUUGGCCGAAGAACGGACCCGCGCUAAUAAUGCCGGGAGUGUUUGUCCGCGGAGAUGGGGGGGGUGGGGUACGAUUUACAACAUAUAGUCUAGAACGAAAAUCUUUGAGUUUUCUUGCGUUGUUCGCCCGGCCGUCGUUGCCCAAGGCGUUCCGCGCUCUGUGAUUUAGUUCGUGGUGGUCUCUUUUGCUUGACGUCGUUCUCUUGUUGUCGUUGUCGUUGUCGUCGUUGCCGUUGGUGCUGUUCGGUGGUGUUUGUUUAGAGGGCGCGGUGGGGGGGAGAGGGGUGUUGGUUGCGUCUUGCCUCUUCCUGUGCUCUUGUGCAUCGUUGUUCCCGUGUUGGCGUGCCGGCCCGCCAGCAACAGCGACGACACGUCGCUUGGUGUAGAUGGGGCCUCGCCCACGGAAAGAGAGAUAGACAUACACGUAGAUUUGCACAUAGAUUGACAACAACGUGCGUGUACACUGUUGUUUGUGCUCGGCUGCUGCUGUUGCUACGGGUGGUAAGUGGACAUUUUGUGCACGUAGAUUCACAACAACGUGCGUGUUUUUGCUCUGCCGCUGCUGCUGCUACGGGUGGUAAGUAGACAUUUUGUUCUAGCUCCUCACACCGCGCUGGCGGCGGUGUGGGUGUGCUGUGCGGUGGGGUGCGUAGAUAGUCGCUCGUUCGUGUGGUUUUUUGUUUUGAGUUUGGUGCGCGCCUUUCGUUCGUCUCGUCGCUCUGACUGCGGCCAGCCCAUCAUCACCCUCUUGACUCCUUGCGCUUCAGGUGCUACUGCUGUAUACCACGCAGGAGCGUUCCUCCAUGGUUCCUAUCCUUCGUUGGCGCAUGCGUGUUUGUGAUUAUUGUUUCCAUGUCUUACAAGUAACAAAGUGUGUGUCGGAGAGGGGGUCAGCUUUUUUCCCCGGUUUGGGUGGUUUCGAACAAACUGUGUGAAGCCCAACCCCGGGUGGCUUUGUUCGU
Molecule: messenger RNA, 2560 nt
Organism: Ectocarpus sp. CCAP 1310/34
Lineage: Eukaryota; Phaeophyceae; Ectocarpales; Ectocarpaceae
Source: the annotation of a GenBank genome assembly